AGUAUCGCGAGAGUAGCAGUAAUAGUCUUGUUCGUAGUUGUCUGAUGUCUGUGGUUUACGUUCGACUUCCCCAGUGAACCCACCAUGGCAGUCUGUUGGUUCUGGUGAUGUUUCGGUUCUGGGUUCCAGUCCGAACUUUACUCAGGAGGUUCUGCAGCUCUUCAGACAUGCCUAAGACGAAAGGAAAGUUCUUCUACGCCGUGAGAAAGGGAGUGAAACCCGGAGUCUACGGGUCGUGGGAUGAGUGUAAGGUCCAGGUGGAAAAAUUUCCGGCUGCAUCUUUUAAGAAGUUUGGAUCAGAGCGAGACGCCUGGGCGUUCGUCCGAGGAGUAGAGCCGCCUGCCGUUCCGGACCAAAGCACAGCGAGCCCGGCUGGAGAAACGGACCUCUGUCUGCUUCCCAAACGAGGUCCGGAGCCGCUGGAGUACAUCCCGCUGGGAAGGAAGCGGCCGCACCCUGAGCAGGAGGCGGAACCUCAGGUUAAACGGGCCAAGCCGGUAGAGAGCUCUUCAUCAGGAAGCAAAGACGGGUUCACCUACAUGGGCGACGCUGUGGUGGUCUACACCGACGGCUGCUGCUCGGCCAAUGGACGGGCCGGGGCCCGAGCCGGCAUCGGGGUGUACUGGGGCCGGAACCACCUGCUGAACGUAGCAGAGCGGCUGCACGGGCGACAGACCAAUCAGAGAGCAGAGAUACAGGCGGCCUGCAGAGCGCUGGAGCUGGCCAAACAGAACCACAUCCAGAAGCUGGUUCUCUACACAGACAGCAAGUUCACCAUCAACGGUGUGACCAGUUGGGUGAAGAACUGGAAGCUGAACGGUUGGAGGCUGAAAUCUGGAGGAGAGAUCACCAACAAACAGGACUUCAUGAAGCUGGACCUUCUGAACUCGGAGCUGCAGGUGGUCUGGUUGCACAUCCCUGGCCACUCAGGGUACCGUGGAAACGAGGAGGCUGACCGGCUGUCCAGAGAAGGAGCAGCCAAACCGCUGCAGGAGCCUGAAGAGGAUCUGGGAUAAAGCAGGACUUUGUUGUUUUACUUCAUGUUUAUCAGCAGCUGCUGCUUCUUUCUGAAUGUUUUUAUUUUCUGCUCGGGUUCUGUUGAUGUAAAAUUCUGAAUAAAGUUUUGGUUUUCUUCUGAUU
Cyprinodon tularosa is the source of this 1140-nucleotide messenger RNA. RefSeq names its product ribonuclease H1 (gene rnaseh1). The record is from RefSeq and is a predicted model, not a curated record. Gene Ontology annotation, biological process: DNA replication, removal of RNA primer. NCBI's taxonomy places the organism in Eukaryota, Metazoa, Chordata, Actinopteri, Cyprinodontiformes, Cyprinodontidae. Gene Ontology annotation, molecular function: nucleic acid binding; RNA-DNA hybrid ribonuclease activity; magnesium ion binding. The transcript has 8 exons. Bases 108 to 1016 code for a protein of 302 amino acids.